This is a messenger RNA of Drosophila montana, 2544 nucleotides long. It is a transcript of the gene adp, whose product is annotated as adipose. The record is from RefSeq and is a predicted model, not a curated record. Lineage: Eukaryota; Metazoa; Arthropoda; Insecta; Diptera; Drosophilidae. Gene Ontology annotation, cellular component: cytoplasm; Cul4-RING E3 ubiquitin ligase complex. Gene Ontology annotation, biological process: negative regulation of fatty acid biosynthetic process. The coding region runs from base 238 to 2205 and encodes 655 amino acids. The transcript is spliced from 3 exons. Gene Ontology annotation, molecular function: protein binding.
UCGUACUAAAAAGUUAUGCCUUAUUUGUAAAUUUUUCGUUUAAAAUAUCUCAGCAGUGGAUUCUUUGCUUAAAUAUAUAUUAGAAACGUCGCCCAAUUUUAUGGCAAACUCCAAUUGCAUCUGAUUGCAUCGUGUAUGGGCCGCGCGUAACAAAAACAAAAUAAAAGAAAAAAAAUAACAAACACACAGCAGGCGAGGCGAAUCAAAACGGGCAACUGCAAACGGCAAAGAUAGAUUAUGUCGAGCGAUGAACUGCUGUGGCGUACUAAGUAUUCAAGUUCGCGUUAUCAACGCCACGAGAGCGCAGAGCAGCGGACGCCCUUGAAUGCCAGCUCGUUGCACUGGCAGCGUCAACAAUUUGGUUGCGAUGUGGACGAGCAGCUGCGUCGCCGGCUCCAAGCCUCGCCAGCGUACAUCGAUCGGCUCGAACAGGAGACGUUGCUGACCGGGCACGACGGCUGUGUCAACUGUCUAGAGUGGACAGAUGAUGGCAUGCUAUUGGCGUCGGGUUCUGAUGAUUACAAAGUCAUGAUCUGGGAUCCGUUCCGAAAGCGGCGCAUCCAAACGAUAAACACGAAACAUCUGGGCAACAUAUUUUCCGUAAAGUUUCUCCCCCGUCACAACAACAGCAUUGUGGCCACCUGUGGCGCCGACAAAUAUAUCUAUGUCUACGACAUUAAUCACGGCAAUGAGACCUUAUUUACCUGCAAUUGCCACACGAUGCGCGUUAAGCGUCUGGCCACGGCGCCCGAUUCGCCACACAUUUUCUGGUCCGCCGGUGAGGAUGGCAGCAUUCUACAAUUGGACAUGCGUGAGCCACAUCGCUGUCGCGGCCCCGAUGAUCAGCAACCAGCGACGGGGGGCGUACGACUCCUGAGCCUUUGCACCCAGGUUGAGUCGACAACGGAGGCCAAGUGCCUGGCUAUCAAUCCACGACGCACCGAGUAUCUUGCAGUGGGUGCCAACGAUCCGUAUGCGCGCGUCUUCGAUCGCCGAAUGCUACCAGGUGAAGCAAGCAGCUGUGUCUCCUUCUAUGCCCCCGGUCAAAUUGUGAAGAAUAUCACUCGCAACAUCGUGCACGAGUCGCGCACUGUCACCUAUCUGACAUUCAACAACUACAACACAACGGAGCUUCUGGUAAAUAUGGGCUGUGAGCAUAUCUAUCGCUAUGAUCUACACAAUGCCACGCCACCAAAGUUCUACGAACUGCCUGAGUACACAGCAUCGCCUCAGCCCACUGAGGCGGAGCAAGUGGAAGCGGCAGUUGGCACUGAUGCAAAGCCAGAAAUCAGGACGACCAAAAAGCAGCAAAAGCGUCGCACGUUGCCAACGAGCAUUGAACAGCACAAGAAGCUGGGUAACGAGCAUCUGGAAAAUGGAAAAUUGCUGGCCGCAAUAGAUACGUAUUCUGCGGCACUAGCAGAAUAUCCGCGGGGGGAGGUGCUUUAUUUGAAUCGGGCUACGGCACUGAUGCGUCGCGGUUGGUUUGGCGACAUAUAUGCGGCGCUGCGAGAUUGCCACGAGGCGUUACGGUUAGAUCCCACUUAUGUGAAAGCUCAUUUUCGAUUGGCCCGUGCCCUGCUUGAGCUGCAUCGGCCUCAGGAAGCGGACAAGUGCUUACAAGAGCUAAUACAGCGCUUUCCAAGCUUUGCCAACAAUCAUGGUGUGCUGAUGCUGCACAAGGACAUACACGAGUAUCGACAGCAGCAAUCGCAGUCUACUGGCCAAACGUCCGAUCAUGAACCGGUGCUCAUUGAGAGCGGAUUCCGCUAUCUACGCCUGACCGAUGAUGAGUAUGCGCAACGGCGUGCCGCCAAGGAUUACAAACAACGAUAUGUGGGUCACUGCAACAUCACGACGGACAUCAAGGAGGCCAACUAUUUGGGCCUUAAUGGCGAGUUCAUUGCCGCCGGCUCCGAUGACGGCAACUUUUACAUUUGGGAGGGUGAGACGGCCAAAAUACGUGCCGUCUACCGCGCUGACAGUGCCAUCGUUAACUGUGUGCAGCCACAUCCAAGUAUUUGCAUGUUGGCCACAAGCGGCAUCGAUCAUGAUAUCAAAAUCUGGUCACCGUGCGCGCCGAGCGCCGCGGAGCGACCCAAUCUCGUUGCGGACGUCACGCGCUAUGUUGAGAAUAAUCAGGAAAAAAUGCGCACUGAUCCGUUCGAAGCGAAUACGCGCAAUGCGUAUUGUUUUAAUAAUUAAAUAUAAGCACAUCUAGUAUAAUGUAAAUUAGUUUUUAAAUUCAAAUUGCAAUACAAUUCAUGCAAUAAUAGGCCACUUCUCCGGUCCUGUCUACUCGCGAAACUAGGAGUAUAAAUAUAUUAAACUAAUAGGGUAAUUUGCGAAAACCACUAUCAAUUUUGUUAAAUUGUCAAAGAAAUAUAAUUAUAGAAAAAACCAAGCAUAUGAAAAUGGUAUGUCGAAAUCAAAGAAAUAAAAAUUCAAAGAAUUGCAAUGUCUGGUUAAUACUAAUCUGAGAUAAUGAAAAAACGAAAUAAUGCGAAACGAAUAGAUCAAUUAAAUUACACAAUCUAUUGAAAA